Pteropus alecto (black flying fox) is the source of this 1183-nucleotide messenger RNA. Its product is annotated as olfactory receptor 52I2-like. Gene Ontology annotation, cellular component: membrane. Gene Ontology annotation, biological process: G protein-coupled receptor signaling pathway. Lineage: Eukaryota; Metazoa; Chordata; Mammalia; Chiroptera; Pteropodidae. The coding region runs from base 338 to 1183 and encodes 281 amino acids. Gene Ontology annotation, molecular function: olfactory receptor activity; G protein-coupled receptor activity. The record is from RefSeq and is a predicted model, not a curated record. The transcript has 3 exons.
UCAGAAGUCAGCAUGGAAGAGUCCAUGAAAGCUCAGAAGGUAUAUAAUUUAGCUUUGGCAUGGGAUAGGGGAGGAGGCAGAGCACAGACUUCCCCAAAGAGGUAAACCAUGAGCUGAUCUUUGAACAAUGAAUAGAAAUUAGCAAGGCAAUGAAUACUGAGGAGGCUGGAAAGUGGAGCAGCAUAACUUUGUCAGAUAUCAGUUUUCUGAUCCUGUGGUCCACCUAGCUGAGAAUACUACCAGGCUCUCCUUAAUACCACAGCUGGGAACGUCUUACACGAUUGCAUCUUUUUCUUACCUCAUUUUAUGCAUUAAUAGGAAAGCAGUCUCAUCUGUGAUGCUGGGGCCACCCUACAAUCACACGAUGGAAACCCCUGCCACCUUCUACCUUGUGGGCAUCCCAGGUUUGCCAUCUUCACAUCUUUGGCUGGCUAUCACACUGAGUACCAUGUAUACCAUAGCCCUGUUAGGAAACACCCUCAUAGUGACUGUAAUCUGGAUGGAUUACGCUCUACAAGAGCCCAUGUACUAUUUCCUGUGUGUUCUGGCUAUCGUGGACAUUGUUAUGGCCUCCUCCGUAGUGCCCAAGAUGGUGAACAUCUUUACCUCAGGAGACGGCUCUAUCAGCUUUAAUGCUUGUUUCACUCAGAUGUAUUUUGUCCAUGCAACCACAGCUGUGGAGACAGGGCUGCUGCUGGCCAUGGCUUUUGACCGCUAUGUAGCUAUCUGUAAGCCCCUACACUACAAGAGAAUUCUCACACCUCAAGUGAUGCUGGGAAUGACUGUGACCAUCACUAUCAGAGCUGUCAUAACCAUGACUCCAUUUAGUUGGUUGGUGAGUCAUCUACCUUUCUGUGGCCCCAAUGUGGUUCUUCAUUCCUACUGUGAGCAUAUAGCUGUGGCCAAGUUGGCGUCAGCACAACCCUUUGCCAAGACCAGGUGUGACUUACUAGUUCAGUUCAUUUUUAUUGCUAAUGCUCAAGAAGCCACUUGGAAGCCUGGAAUUGCUUUGCUUCUGCCUAUACGUAACCUCGUAUCCACUUUGCUAUACAAUGCUACCCCAACGGUCACUACCUUCACCCGAAAACUACACCAGAGGUUGUGUCAUACAGUCACAGUGACAAUAUGUGAUGUACAGCUUAUAACCCUCACAACGGGCAAAGCCAUUAAUUCUCAUACUUGA